This is a messenger RNA of Dromiciops gliroides (monito del monte), 2199 nucleotides long. Its product is annotated as zinc finger protein 883-like. The record is from RefSeq and is a predicted model, not a curated record. Lineage: Eukaryota; Metazoa; Chordata; Mammalia; Microbiotheria; Microbiotheriidae. Gene Ontology annotation, cellular component: nucleus. Gene Ontology annotation, biological process: regulation of DNA-templated transcription. Bases 1 to 2199 code for a protein of 732 amino acids. The transcript has 7 exons.
AUGUUGGAAAAAAAGUUUUAUAAACAAUAUCAGUGUGGAAAGACUUUCAGACAGAGCUCCAGUCUUGCUAAGCAUCAGAGAGUUCACACUGGACAGAAACCUUAUGAAUGUAAUCGGUGUGGAAAGACUUUCUCAAGAAUUUACAUUGGAGAGGAACCUUAUGAAUGUAUUCAGUGUGGAAAGACUUUCACACAAAGCUUGAGUCUUAUAAACCAUCAGAGAAUCCACACUGGAGUGAAACCUCAUGAAUGUUAUCAUUCCCUGCUGCCUUUGGGCAGCCAACUGCCCCUCUCCACCAUCCCAACCCAGAGCCCGCUGGCACUAGCGGCUGCGGGCGGUCAGCUUGCAGAUGACCAAAGGAUAUUCCAAGGAGAGACACUGGAGCCAGAGAGGAUGGCCCCAGGGACCCAGAGACCCUCAUCCCAGGAGUUGGUGACAUUCAAGGAUGUGGCUGUGGACUUCAUGGAGGAGGAGUGGCGCCUUUUGGACCAUUCGCAGAAAGAGCUGUACAAGGAGGUCAUGCUGGAGAAUGUCCAGAACCUGCUUUCUGUGGGAAUUCCAGUCUCUGGAGAAGAUCUGAGCUCCCCUUUCCAGGAAGGUCCAAGGGGCUUCUGUCCAGGUGUAGAGACCAGGUUUGAAGUGAAGGAGAUGACUACCAUGGUGACUACAAUGACUACAAUUUUUAUGGAAGAAUUUGGCCAGCAUAGAUUUGAGAGUGAUGGUGCUUGUACCAGAGAAAUCUCUGAGUCUAAUACCAAGGUGGAUAAAAAUCCUAAAAGAAUCUGUGAGUUUGGUGAAAUUCUAAAUAACAGUAAGAGAAUGACUUCAUGGAAUGACUCUUUUCAGGACAGUGAAGAUAAUAAAUGCUUUCCUAAACAACUAGAGUAUUUUGAGGCUCAGGAGAAGUCUAUUGAAAGUCAGAUUUAUCGAGGGAGUCAUCUGGAAAUGACCAUGAAUUUGAAUUCUGAUGUCAUUAGAAAUCAGAAAAGUUCUAUUGGGGAAAAGCUUUAUGGAAGUAAAAGAGGUGAGAAAGCCUUCAAUCAGAACUCUAAGCUCAUUACUCUUCAGAAAUCUCACAUUAGAAAGGAACCUUAUGAAUGUAAUCAAUGUGGAAAGACUUUCACACACGGCUCCAGUCUUGCUGCACAUCAGAGAAUCCACAGUGGAGAGAAACCUUAUGAAUGUAAUCAGUGUGGAAAGGGUUUCACACACAGCUCUAGUCUUGCUGCACAUCAGAGAAUCCACAGUGGAGAGAAACCGUAUGAAUGUAAUCAGUGUGGAAAGACUUUCAAACAGAGCUCCCAUCUUGCAGCACAUCAGAGAAUUCAUACUGGAGAGAAACCUUAUGAAUGUAAUCAGUGUGGAAAGGCUUUCAUACAGAGCUCCAAUCUUGCUGCACAUCAGAUAAUUCACACUAGAGGGAAACCUUAUGAAUGUAAUCAGUGUGGAAAGGCUUUCACACAGAGCUCCAAUCUUGCUGCACAUAAGAGAAUCCACACUGGAGAGAAGCCUUAUGAAUGUGAUCAGUGUGGAAAGGCUUUCACAUACAGCUCACAUCUUGCUGCACAUCAGAGAAUCCACACUGGAGAGAAACCUUAUGAAUGUGAUCAGUGUGGAAAGGCUUUCACACGGAGCUCCUAUCUUGCAAAGCAUGAGAGAAUCCACACUGGAGAGAAACCUUAUGAUUGUAAUCAGUGUGGAAAGGCUUUUACAUUUAAUUCCAGUCUUGUUGAACAUCAGAGAAUCCACACUGGAGAGAAACCUUAUGAAUGUAAUCAGUGUGGAAAGGCUUUCACAAUGAAUUCCAGUCUUCUUGCACAUCAGAGAAUCCACACUGGAGAGAAACCUUAUGUAUGUAAUCAGUGUGGAAAGGCUUUCACACAGAGCUCCAAUCUUGCUGCACAUAAGAGAAUCCACACUGGAGAGAAGCCUUAUGAAUGUGAUCAGUGUGGAAAGGCUUUCACAUACAGCUCACAUCUUGUUGCACAUCAGAGAAUCCAUACUGGAGAGAAACCUUAUAAAUGUAAUCAGUGUGGAAAGGCUUUCACACAGAGCUCCAGUCUUGCUGGACAUAAGAGAAUCCACACUGGAGAGAAGCCUUAUGAAUGUAAUCAGUGUGGAAAGGCUUUCACAUACAGCUCACAUCUUGCUGUACAUCAGAGAAUCCACACUGGAGAGAAGCCUUAUGAAUGUGAUUAG